Messenger RNA from Nylanderia fulva, 1966 nucleotides. Its product is annotated as threonylcarbamoyladenosine tRNA methylthiotransferase. NCBI's taxonomy places the organism in Eukaryota, Metazoa, Arthropoda, Insecta, Hymenoptera, Formicidae. The record is from RefSeq and is a predicted model, not a curated record. Gene Ontology annotation, biological process: tRNA methylthiolation. Gene Ontology annotation, cellular component: endoplasmic reticulum. Gene Ontology annotation, molecular function: tRNA (N(6)-L-threonylcarbamoyladenosine(37)-C(2))-methylthiotransferase activity; 4 iron, 4 sulfur cluster binding.
AUUACUACGUUUAUGAUCUCAUUUUAUUUCAGUUUUAACCUCUAUCACUCAAAUUUAAUCGAUUACAAUUAAAAUAAAGAAUAAGCGAAAGCGAGCGAUAAAAAUAAGGGAUUUUUAUCAUAAUUGUCCAAAAAUCUAUUUGAGUUUUUAUUUUGGAUAGCAAAGGUUUACUGAUUCUAAGAUUAUCGUCCACGUGCAUCUAACCUCGAAGUAUUUCGAGACGUUUCAAGAGAGAUUACAGUAUUAAUUUCUACCGAACAUGCCUGCUCCUUGCGAGGACAUCAUUGAGGAUAUUGAGGAUUUAAUCGCUUCCCAGGAUAUAACACCGAAGGAGAGAUAUAGUUCGAGAAAGCAUAUCACGAUACGACCAAAACGAAAAAAGCAGGUACAGGAGGAGGUGGUUUUGCAGCCACUUGUCUUGUCAAGUAUAAUACCUGGUACUCAGACGAUCUACGUGAAAACGUGGGGAUGUACGCACAAUAAUUCGGAUACCGAGUACAUGGCUGGACAGCUGGCAGCGUAUGGUUACAAUUUGUCCGAUGAUAAGCUGAAGGCAGACUUGUGGCUUCUGAAUUCGUGCACCGUCAAGAAUCCUGCGGAGGAUCAGUUCAGGAAUGAAAUCGAGCAUGGGAAGAAAAUAGGCAAACAUGUUGUAGUUGCUGGAUGCGUACCACAAGGAGCUCCAAAAUCUUCCUUCCUUCAAGGCUUGAGUAUAAUUGGAGUGCAACAGAUCGAUCGAGUGGUGGAAGUCGUGGAGGAAACGUUGAAAGGAAAUACAGUGAGAUUUUUGAAACAGAAAAAGAAUUCCGGUAAGAAAACCGGUGGCGCUUCGUUGAGUCUUCCGAAGGUGCGGCGAAAUCCACUCAUCGAGAUCAUAGCCAUCAAUACGGGUUGCCUGAAUCAAUGUACUUACUGCAAAACAAAGCACGCGCGAGGAGAACUGGGCAGUUACCAGCCGGAAGAUAUAGUCGAGCGAGCUAAACAGGCCUUCGAGGAGGGUGUGUGCGAGUUGUGGCUCACGUCGGAAGACACAGGUGCCUACGGCAGAGACAUCGGCUCCAGUUUGCCAGAGUUAUGGCGACUGAUAGAUGUGAUUCCGGAAGGUUGCAUGAUGCGUGUCGGCAUGACCAAUCCACCAUAUAUCCUCGAGCAUCUGGACGAGAUGGCCAAGAUCUUGCGUCAUCCCAAGGUCUACAGCUUCCUGCACAUUCCGGUGCAAUCCGGCAGCGAUCAGGUGUUAGCUGACAUGAAACGGGAGUAUACGCGCGCCGAGUUCGAGCACACCGUGAAUUUCCUGAGCGAACGAGUACCGGGUCUGACUAUCGCUACGGAUAUCAUCUGCGGCUUCCCCACGGAAACGGAAGCGGAUUUCGAGCAGACGAUGACGCUCUGUCAAAAAUAUAAGUUUCCGAGCCUCUUCAUCAAUCAGUUCUUCUCUCGACCCGGCACACCCGCCGCUAGAAUGCCGAAGGUACCCACGCAAGAGGUGAAGACUCGAACCAAAAGGUUGUCGGAAUUCUUCCAGUCGUACGAACUGCAUCAACAUAAAAUUGGACUGUUGCAAAAGGUGCUAGUGACGGAGGUGUCGCAUGAUAAACAGCAUUACGUAGGACACAACAAGUUCUACGAACAGGUGUUGAUUCCUAUGGAGGAGAAAUAUAUGGGAAAGAUGAUCGAUGUGAGAAUUAUAGAAGCGACGAAGUUCUCCAUGAAAGGGGAACCGAUUGGCGAAGGUGUAUCUCCGGCACUGACAUCUCCUUCACAAGAAAUCGUCGUUCCCAAAGCAUUACAAGAGAAGACAUCGUCGAGUUACAAAAUAGUGACGAUUACGAUCUUUUUUGCUGUGAUUGUUAGGAUACUAUGGACAUUUCUAAUUUAAAUAUAUAUCGUUUAUUUUAUGUAGAUAGUUUAUUGAAAAUAUAUAUGACAUUGCACACAAUAAAUGUGGAAUUUUAUAUUUAAUAUA